This is a messenger RNA of Ornithodoros turicata, 2036 nucleotides long. RefSeq names its product pyridine nucleotide-disulfide oxidoreductase domain-containing protein 1-like (gene Pyroxd1). Gene Ontology annotation, molecular function: oxidoreductase activity. The transcript is spliced from 12 exons. The record is from RefSeq and is a predicted model, not a curated record. The coding region runs from base 1 to 1497 and encodes 498 amino acids. NCBI's taxonomy places the organism in Eukaryota, Metazoa, Arthropoda, Arachnida, Ixodida, Argasidae.
AUGGCAGCGCCCGGUUCGGAAACCGCAACAUCAGCUGCGGGAAUCUUUCGGAGCAGAUAUGUAAUUGUCGGAGGAGGGAUUGCUGGCGUGUCUUGCGCGGAGCAGCUCGCACUUCAAUGUCCCGAAGAGGAGAUUACCAUAGUGACUGCAUCACCUGUUGUGAAGGCAACUUCGAAUGUUGAAAAGAUAUGUAGGGUCAUCGAAAGCUUCGACGUUGUUGAGAAACCGUCCUCGUAUCUGACGGAACAGUACCCGAACAUCCGUGUUCUGGAAGACGUCCUGCACGUGGUGGAUACGCUCAAGCAUGAGCUGACUCUGCAGUCGGGAAAAAUAUUGAAAUAUGAGUACCUUUGCCUGUGCAUUGGAGCCAGGCCGCAGCUCUUGUCUACAGACAACCCCUUCGUGUUGGGCAUUCGGGACACAGAAACAGUGAAGGUGCUUCAAGAGAGACUACGGAAGUCGAGGCGUAUCGUCGUGGUUGGCAAUGGUGGUAUUGCCAUUGAACUUGUGUAUGAGCUCCAGCAGUGCGAGGUAGUUUGGGUACUCCGCCACAGCUCCAUGGGGGCAACAUUUUUCGACCCUGGUGCUGCACAUUUUUUUCUGGAACAUCAAAAACAUGGCCAGGCACCUCCCACGAAGCCCCUCGUCAUGCGGAAGAGGACCAUGUACCACGUUGCAGGAUGUCCUGAAAGUAGCCAAGAUGUAUUAGGCAGUGCAUUGGGACCAGACUGGGCAUCCGGCUGCUCUAUCAAAGGCAGUAGUGAGAAAAAGGUUCACAUUGAGUACAACUGUGAGGUCAAAGAACUCUUGUCUGGAGCCAGUGUCAGGCCACGGGAAACUCUGGAACCAGAUGGCUUUGCUAAGAAAGACGACUGGCCAGUGUACGUUGUGCUGACGAAUGGCCACACAUUUGGAUGCGACCUCGUGGUCAGUGCUACGGGUGUCCGACCCAACACAGACACAGUGAAGAUCAUAGGUGAACAGUUGAAUCUCUCGGAGGACGGUGGAAUUGCUGUAGAUAGUUGCAUGCGGUCUUCGACUGAAAGCGUCUACGCCGCUGGUGACGUGUGUACCGCAUCUUGGCCUCCAGCAUCUUUGUGGUUCCAAAUGCGUCUCUGGACCCAGGCGCGCCAGAUGGGCCACCGUGCUGCCACCUGCAUGGCAGCCGCUCUUCGCCAGCAGCCCGAACCAGUGCUGGAUUCAUGCUUCGAUAUCUUUGCACAUGUCACUCGUUUCUUUGGGUUCAAGGUGGUGCUUCUGGGUCUUUUCAAUGGUCAAGGCCUGGGAAAUAGUUGCGAGGCACUGCUACGUGUCACACCAAGCCGAGAGUACGUCAAGGCCUUGAUGCAAAAUGGACGGCUAAUAGGAGCUGUUCUCGUCGGAGAGACUGACCUCGAGGAGACUUUUGAAAAUCUCAUGUUCGGACAGCUGGACCUGUCUGCUUUUGGGGAACACUUGCUAGAUCCUGAUAUAGACCUAGAAGAUUAUUUCGAUUGACUGUCAUUUUGUAGCAUCAUCUACGUGUUAAUCUUGUUAUGGCCACGUUAAUUACAAAAACUGUAUUAUUUGUGGGUUGCUUAAAGGGAUGGUUGUGUCCGUUUCAGUCGAUUGAAACUGUAAUGUUGUUUUAUUCCUUGUUGACCACUGACCACAGUGUUGAAAAUCUCACGCAUAAUAGUGGCGUAGUUUGAGCGUUAUUGGAAUACAUGACAAGAAUCUCUUUCGCAAAUGUGCAAUACUCGAAUUUGAAGCAUAUUUGGAUUUGAUUUUGUUUAGGGGAAUGGGCAAAUAAUGACUCUGAAAGUGUUAGACAAUCAUAUCUUUGUCCUGAAUGUGUAGAUAUGUAUAACUUGCACCAUUGCAGUUCUUCCUGUCUUCAAACUGACCGAAAGGAAUUGAAAAGCAUUGAAAGCGCAAAAUGUGCUAUAAGAACAGGGUGGUUGAGCACGAAACUAAUAUUUUCUGCAGAAAUUAUGAUGUUCGUCUCUGUUUCACUCCUUCAAUGAACUCUGCCACUCAGUUACAUGAACAACAUG